Aspergillus ibericus CBS 121593 is the source of this 768-nucleotide messenger RNA. Its product is annotated as trafficking protein particle complex subunit 5. Gene Ontology annotation, cellular component: TRAPPIII protein complex; TRAPPI protein complex; TRAPPII protein complex. Lineage: Eukaryota; Fungi; Ascomycota; Eurotiomycetes; Eurotiales; Aspergillaceae. Gene Ontology annotation, biological process: endoplasmic reticulum to Golgi vesicle-mediated transport. The record is from RefSeq and is a predicted model, not a curated record. The transcript is spliced from 2 exons. The coding region runs from base 1 to 768 and encodes 255 amino acids.
AUGACGCAACCUGCACGACACGCCGCGAUGCUAUCGAUUAGCAAUAGCGGGCCAAAUACGAUGGCCGGGGAGAAGCAGCAAUCCACACAACACAUGCACACUCAAUCCCAGCCGAGCCAGGGGCUACGCGUGCCGUCGAAUCGCAAGACCAUCUAUGACAGACAUCUGAAUCGGAGCCGCAGCGCGGAACUGAGCCGGGCCAGCUUCGCCUUUCUAUUCGCAGAGAUGGUGACUUACGCCCAAAGACGAGUCACCGGGAUCCAAGAUCUAGAACGACGCUUGAACGAACAAGGCUACCCCCUGGGUCUCCGAUUGCUCGACCUCCUAUAUUACCGCACCAUGUCCAGUUCCACUUCCUCUUCUCUAUCCAGUUCCUCGACUUCCGCAUCGCCCCCGAAUAGACCUCUUCGCAUUCUCCCUCUCCUUCAUCUCAUCCACGGACCCCUAUGGCGACUCCUCUUCAACCGGCCGGCCGAUGCCCUGGAACACUCGGUGUCUCCCGAAACCCCCAAUGAAUAUAUGAUUACGGAUAAUGAUCCCCUCGUCAAUACAUACAUCAGUGUUCCCAAGGAGAUGAGCAUGCUCAAUUGCGCGGCAUUCGUGGCCGGCAUCAUCGAGGGUGUUUGCGACGGAUGCGGUUUCGAGGCCAAGGUUACGGCUCAUAAUCAGCCUACGGAAAUGUGGCCUGGUCGGACGAUUUUCUUAUUGCGCUUUGGAGAGAGCGUGAUGGAACGGGAGAAAGUGUUGGAAAGGGCCGGAGUCAAAUAA